This is a messenger RNA of Aspergillus aculeatinus CBS 121060, 993 nucleotides long. RefSeq lists its product as uncharacterized. Lineage: Eukaryota; Fungi; Ascomycota; Eurotiomycetes; Eurotiales; Aspergillaceae. Bases 183 to 809 code for a protein of 208 amino acids. The record is from RefSeq and is a predicted model, not a curated record. The transcript has 6 exons.
AUUCCCUGGUUAGCGACGACUCUUCCCUGGAGCUAACAGUGCGAGGCAGGUCGAACGUGCUGGGCUUCGUGGGUUGUCCCUUGUCUCUUGGAUGCUCGAAUUUCUGCAAGACUGACGGUGGCUGAAAUGAUUGGAAACAGGACAUCGCUCACGAUAUUUCCCCGAUCUUCGGCUACGGUUUGAUGUUAAUCUUUGUCUCCAUGACCAAUUUAUUGUUGCUCUCGUCGCUGGUCAGCCUUAUGAGCAUGAGUCUAGAAGGGGUCAUGGCUCAUGCGAGAGAAGAGUACCUCUUUCAACUGUCGAUCUACGUCUUGGAAAGCAGCAAUUCGCGAAGGCUGACCUACUUCAUGCCCCCUUUAAACCUCAUCCCUCUUCUCUGUAUCCGGCCCUUGAGGCUCUUCCUGUCUGCAGAGCAUAUUCGCCGAGUCCGCAUCGUGUUGCUCCGAGCAACCCACCUACCGUUUGUUGCACUGAUUUGGGCCUAUGAAUCUAGCCGCCGCUAUGUUUCGCGGCGAAAUAGUCAGUUUCCACCAACGGCUACGACAGGAGGGAGCAGUCGCCCGACCUCGUCUUUCCAAGCGGGCUUCCCUCCCUCCACGCACCAUGCCCCGCUGCAGAGCUCCGCAAGUGAGGGGCAGUUCUCUAGACCUACAAGAUCCAAGGAGCGCUCUCACUCGGAGAUACGCGGAUCAUUUCCAGGGCAGGCUGGACCGGUUGACAUUCCGGAUAUGGUCGAUGAAAUAGAGAGAUUGCGAGUUCAAGUGGAACGAGUGGCUACAACCGUGGCCUUUCUCCAUCGAACUCAUUAACAAACGCUAAGUUAGCCCUUCCCAGCUGGCGAGGGGCUAGGCUAGAACAUGGAGACGGUUGUGCCGUAGGCCUGUUAGGCACACGCACUCGCCGCAGGGCCGGCUUCAUAGCCUAAGCUUUAGCGCGAGCACCGGCCAGCGACCAACUCGAAAAUGGCUUACGUUCUUGAGCUUCGAAGCCUUC